AUGUCAAAUGAAACAGCGUCUAUGAGAGAAAUACAACACAACCGACAACUCAUUUUGCAAGCUCUAAAUAAGAACACAACAAACUUUUCAAACUAUUCUAAGAUAUCUGAGUCAUUGAAAGAAGGAAACUUAAAACUGACGAUAAACCCAAUGACAGAUGAGUUUCUGUUUCAAGACAGUAAGAACCAUACUGUCUGUGUAAAUCCAACAAAAGGAACUUUAAACGAGAAACCUAUAGAUGAACUUCUUUUGAAAGCAGAUGUUAACAACAAAGCUGACAAAGAGUAUGUCAUUGAAAAAGUUCAAGAAGAACAUGACAGAGCAGAUGCAACAUAUGCAACAAAAGAGGAUGUUGAAAAGAAAGCUGACAAAGAGUAUGUUGACGAUGAGUUAGCAUAUCUGGCUAGUGGGUUAGUGAAGAAGGCAGAUAAGGAAUAUGUGGAUGAAAAAGACAAUGAAAUUAUAAAAAGGGUUGAAUGGUACCAUGAACGGACAUCGAAGAUUUUAGAAGGUAAAGCCAAUACAGGGUGGGUUUCAGGAUGUUUAGACCUUAAAGCCGACAAAGAAACUGUAGAUAUGUUGACACAAACGGUUUCAAGUCAUACCAGAGGUUUAAUGGAAGAUGGACAACAGUUGAAAGAGCUUGAGAAAGGUGUUACAGAGUUAAGGAAUACAAAAGCAGACUCGA
Messenger RNA from Trichomonas vaginalis G3, 688 nucleotides. RefSeq names its product phage tail repeat-like family. Lineage: Eukaryota; Parabasalia; Trichomonadida; Trichomonadidae. The transcript has a single exon. The annotation marks the transcript as partial. The record is from RefSeq and is a predicted model, not a curated record.